This is a messenger RNA of Protopterus annectens (West African lungfish), 6462 nucleotides long. RefSeq names its product L-threonine 3-dehydrogenase, mitochondrial-like. Gene Ontology annotation, molecular function: L-threonine 3-dehydrogenase activity. The record is from RefSeq and is a predicted model, not a curated record. The transcript is spliced from 9 exons. The coding region runs from base 149 to 1270 and encodes 373 amino acids. Gene Ontology annotation, biological process: L-threonine catabolic process. NCBI's taxonomy places the organism in Eukaryota, Metazoa, Chordata, Ceratodontiformes, Protopteridae.
GCAAGAGACUGGAUGGGUGAUGCAACCUGCCUGGUUCGGCGAAGUAUAGUUUGCUGGUGUAGGUUUCUUCCCUUUUUCUUGUUAAUUAGUGGCUCAUUUUUCGAGAGUGUGUAGUAGUUCCAAAAAAAAAACGGCUGAGUUUUCAAAGAUGCCAGUUGGGAGAACAUUGACAAGAGCUGUUCAUCAGGCCUUGAGCCCAGUCUGUGGCUGCCAGGUGCUGUCCACAUCAGUGCGGUGUAUCAGCUUCUCUCCACGUCAGGUUACUUCUUCAGAUGCCAGUUUCCACUCUGUAUCCUUCUCUGAGACUGACCAUCCUCGUGUCCUUAUCACAGGGGGCCUUGGCCAGCUUGGAGUUGGACUUGCUAAACUUUUGAGGAAACGUUAUGGAAAUAAUAAUGUAAUCCUGUCUGACAUCAGGAAACCUCCAGACCAUGUCUUCCACAGUGGUCCCUUCAUCUACUCUGACAUUCUAGACUAUAAAAAUUUACGUGAAAUUGUGGUAAAUAACCGCAUUACUUGGAUGAUUCACUACAGUGCACUGUUGAGUGCUGUCGGGGAAGCAAAUGUGCAGUUAGCACGAGCGGUCAACAUUACUGGUUUACACAAUGUUUUAGACAUUGCUGCUGAGCAUGGUCUCCGACUAUUCGUACCCAGCACAAUUGGUGCUUUUGGACCCACCUCUCCCAGAAACCCAACCCCAGAUCUUUGCAUUCAGAGACCUAGGACAAUCUACGGAGUCUCCAAAGUCCACGCUGAACUUAUGGGAGAGUACUACCAUCACAGAUAUGGCAUGGAUUUUCGUUGUCUGAGGUAUCCCGGAAUAAUUUCUGCAGAUACUCAGCCAGGAGGGGGAACAACAGAUUAUGCAGUCCAAAUUUUCCAUGAUGCCAUAAAGGAGGGCAAGUUUGAAUGCUACCUGAAACCAGAUACGUGCUUACCUAUGAUGUACAUAGAUGACUGCCUGAGAGCCACACUUGAAAUUUUGGAAGCACCAGCUGAGUGUCUUACAAUGAGGACGUACAACAUUAAUGCAAUGAGCUUCAACCCUGAAGAACUAGUAAAUGAGGUGCGGAAAUAUCUGCCAGACCUGCAGGUCUCGUACAAUGUGGAUAAAGUUCGACAAGGAAUUGCUGACAGCUGGCCUGUGAAGUUUGAUGACAGCAAUGCUCGCAAGGACUGGGGCUGGAAACAUGACUAUGAUUUAUCAGAGUUAGUGACUGUGAUGCUGAAUAUUUUAAACUCAGAAACCAGGGUUGCCCGUGCCAAUUAAGCCAAAGCAAAGGACUUUAUUUUUUCAUCAGCCUUUGCCAGCACUAGAUGCUGAAAAAUAAAUGGACCAGAAAUUUACAUAAUGAUGAAUUUAUGUACAUCCUGUAUAAUUUAUGACAUACAAGCUGUCUGUUGAAUUACAGUAGAUGAUAACUGUAAAAUGUUAAACAGCGUUUGUUGCACUCCGUUAUGUGAUGUUCUGCUUGACUGAAGGAUGGAGGUUCUGCAACUUGAUUGCACAGAUGCAAGAUUUCACCAUUCUUUAGUUACUGUUCAUUGUAUGUCUUGCUCAAAAGGUUGUAACUUUUUCAAGAGUUUGUUCUAUAAACUGUACAAAUUAUUUAUUAAACGACAUAAUAAGUUUGUGGCAGCCAGCAGAACUGCAGAACAACUGGUAGUACUGUUGAGCUCAAUGGUAGUGUGUUGGGAAGUAGAAAUUCAUUUAGACAAUAUUAUUACUCAGUAUAACAGCAGAUAUUUAAGUGUAAUAACAAUACCUCAACUGCUAGAAAAAUAUCACCAAUGGCAUAUCAGAUUUUAGUGUCAGCUGGUGUUAAUGUGCAUUCCCCUAUCCCAGGAUGAGGCUCAAAUUGCAGAAAGCUUGCCAGCACUGGACUUCAUCAAGCCUUACUCCAAACUAUUCUGUCACUGUAGCGUAACAAUGCUGUGUAGAUGGGCAUUACAUUGGAGUGAAUAGGAGUAAGACUACAAUCAUUUGUUUUCUUAACAAGGUUACCAUAUUGUUUUUGAAAUCAUAUGAUAUGGUAGUAGCAUGUUUGUCUGGCAAUUGACUUGGAGGAUUAAGGAGUUGUUUCCUGUGGCACCAGUGGUGCAAGGUUUGAUCCGAUCAGUCUUUAUUGCCUGACUGUGUGACUCUGAGCAACUCACAUAACCAGACACCACUCCCAGGCUGAAUCUGAAAAAAGUCCAUGGAGAUCAGUGCUCUACCCUGGAAAACAAAUACAGAUACAUGAAUGUUUACUACUGCCCUUGUAAGCCGUUUGAGCAUUUUUGCUUUUCAGAACAUUACCUUAAAAUGGAGACUUACAGAAGCUGUUCUGAGCGGUCAUAAUUUUUUAAUGUCACAUCAGUUCCAAAACUAGAAAUUCGGGUAAUUCUGUUGUACUUGGAUAAGCAUGUCCCACACCCUUUCAGAUGCAAAUAGCAAAUACAUUUUUUAGCAUUUUCUAGGAGCUGAAAUUUCUUAUAGUUUAUCUUGCCCCCUCUCCUGUCCACUGCAGUAAAGUUACUAAACGUUUAUACAUGGAUCUAAGUAAUGAGAACCCUCCUUUGGACAUUGCGCAUCUUUUUUUCCAGGUAUGCUUACACUGGGGGAUAGACACACAUCCAUGACAUUUGUCUGUUGACUUUAUAAGGGCUUUAUGUUCCUUGCAGCCAUUAGGUCUUUUCUUGCCACCCACACAAUUCAGAUCUGUCCUUGCUGUCAGGAGUAAAAAGUCUGCUUUCACAUGCCAUUUUGUUACCUUCUGCUACCAAAGUUCAAAGCAAUGGCAGACUUAAGCUUCUCAUGGAACCAGUUGGAGGGUCAUUCUUGUCAGUCUUAUAGGUAGGCAAGAGUUUCAGCACUGGAGACUUUGCUUGGAAGAUUGGCUGGAGCAUAGUCCUCCCGGAGUUACAUACCUGCUUUCCAUGGCCUUGGGCCUUGUAGGAAUGGGUAUUGUCUCCAGUCAGCAGGGGCACAAUCAUAUUUGAAUCUUGUGUUUCUGUAUAGAACUUGAGGAGGAUGGAGACUAAAGUGCCCUGGCCAUCUCAGAAAUGGAGGCCUUCUCAGGGGGCAUCCACGAGACGCUGAUGGGAGAGAAACUAAACAGGAGCAUCCCUGACAUUCAUCCUAGGGGGUUGAAUCCUAGGGUAUUUGCCACACCUGUUCCUUACUUGAUUGCACCAAUCCUGGGUUGACCCUGCAGUAUCACAUGAAGUGGCCACUUGAAACAUACAUUUAUGGACCAGUGGAACACUGGGCUAAGGCUUCAUCUGCUAAGCCCCCACACCCACACCCACAAACUCCAUAUUAACUGCUUCUCCCUGGCAGAAGAGGAGACGCAUAGAGACCCUGAGUCUUUUCUAAUAAAAAAGGAGAUACAAGGUGACCUUCAGCCAGGUCCUGUGGUCAAGAUGGGAGAGAGAGCAGGUAGUCAAGUUCUCUGACCAAGGUGUGAGAGCAAGUAGUUUGACUUUCAGUGGGAACAUAGAAUUUUGGAUAUAGGAUUUCACCCUUAAGGUCUAAGGCUAGCCUCUCAUCCUUCCAUAUGCCAUCAUACAUUGUUCUCAUUUGGCACAACUCCCUGUACAUACUAGUCACACACUUAUGUGAUUCAUGACUUGGUCCUUGUUUCUGAACUGUUGCAGGUUGGCAUGGCGUUACUCCAGUAGCUCAGCAGGAGGUGGCAGCAGCUGUAUCACCAGAAAAAGACCCCUUACCAGAAGAGCCUGGGGACCAGCCUAUGGGCCCAGUCUUCCAUGGAGAACGCAAGCCCUUGUGGAGUCAUAUCCAUUUACCUAAUUAUGUUUCUAUUGAAAGUAGAACUUGGAGUUAGUGUCUUCUUCAGAAAGUCGGGUGCACAGACCCCUUACAGAAACAUCUUUUAAGUCACCUUUAUGGAGGCUUCCUCCCCUUACUUAAAUACUACAAUUACAUUGUUGCAUAGACAAUGGGGAAAGAGGCCAAGUUUACUGUAUUCUGUUUUUGAUGAAAACAGAAUGGAAUGAAUUGAGAUCCUGUCUCCAUGCUCCAACCCCUGGUGUUGAAAGGUAGGCCGCCCGGAUUUCAGAGUAAGGUUUACUGAACCUCAGCCUCAUUGUUAACACCUGGCACCAUUACCACCCUGUUCUAGGCAUGGCAGGUGAUCUUUUAACUUUUUAUGCAUGGGCUGUAGUCUUUCCUUGCUGAGAAACCCCCCUCUCUCCCACAUCUGGGCUAGACUGCCACAUCAGUUCUCAUUCCCAUUAAUUAAAAUUUUUUAUCAAGACUUUUGGGCCCACUCAUCCGUCCUUUUUGGGAGAAGAGAUGGCCCUUGAGGACAUUUAAGAACUGUGUCUCCUCGUCCUGCUAGGGUAGCAAGAUAGAACUGGAGAUUUUUAUUUUGUAUCCCUACUUUGGGGUUGGAAGUUCCCACUUUUAAUAGCAAUUUUUCCAUACCUUCUUGAGUUCAUGGCAAUAAUUUAUUUUCAUUCUGAUCCAUCAGUGAGACAGGGAGGACAUGGAUUGUUCUUGCCCUUGGAUGUCUCUGAAAACUUACCUAUUUCUGUUCAGUGAUCACCCCCCCCCCCCCCCACACACACACACACACACACACACACACACACACACCGUGAAGAGACUUAAGUAGCCUUUGACCACCUGACCAAUGACCUCAUCUUCUCGUUCCAGUGGAGUCCUUUAAAGUCAUCAGGGCCUCUAAGAGGAUGUGCCUUUUUUCAGACCAUGGAGGAAGCCCCCUCCAUUCCACUUCCCUUGAGAGAGUAGAUAAGUUGGUCUUAUCUGGUUCUUUGCAGGAGCAGAAUGAGAAAGGAAUUAAAGACCCUUCACUCCUUCUGGAGUAGUCCCCCAAAGUGUCUGGUUUUGGGUUCGAUGGACCAGUAGCUCACCUUUAUGUCCUGAAAGCUGGAGUUCUACAAUUGUCUUUUAUCCUUAUUGGGUGGGGGGACAAUUGGGUUCUCUGCAGCAGUAAUUAUUAUGCCUUCUGGCUGCAGACUGGUCAGCAUCUCUUUAUAAGUAACUGUCUUCACUGCUUUAUUGGUCUGUGCUUGACAGGCUAGGUUGCUGAGGUGAUUUGAGCCUGUAAUGCUCCUUUCUCUGACGACCUUUUCUUCCAUUGGCCAUGGAGCUAGACUUCUGAUAGGUAUUCCUCAAUAUUCUGCCUUUUUUCCAGUCCUUAUGUGGUUCUCUACCCAUCUCCAUCUUGAUUGUUCUACUGUCUGGAAUUCAGCUGAACCAUAGGAUCAAUUAAGGAAUGUCAUCUGGUUUUGAUGUAGUGGAUACAUUCUUAAUGUCUUAGUUGAUCUUGUUCUACUGUUUGGAAUUCAGCUGAACCAUAGGAUCCAUUAAGGAAUGUCAUCUAGUUUUGAUGUAGUGGAUACAUUCUUAGUGUCUUAGUUGAUCUACAAAGAGGCCUUCCUUGGUUGGUUACUCUCCCUGCAUGAGGAUUGUUCCUCCUGCUGGACUUAACUGUUGAAUUUCCCACUGAAUGGGCAAAUACAUACACUCAUGCAAUAUUUUGUUAAUUUGCAGCAAGGUACCCACUAGUGUGAAAGGAAUGAAUUGGUGGGCAUAUGGGAUGAUCACUCUUAUGUAGUCAAUGUCUGAUGGCACAGCAUGUGUCCUUGCAGGAGUGCAUCUGUCUGCAAGUGCAGGAACUCUGUACAGUACAUUUAUACUAUGUACACUCUGACAGUCAAGGAGCUGGAGUAAAGGACUUAGGAUCUGAACUAUUAACAAGCUGCUUCCAGUGCUACAAGGUUGGAUUACUACAGCCUGCAUUUGCCUUUGUGGCUUUGAGCAAGUCACUUAACCAUACAGUGCUCUUGUGACGAGUCUGAAAAAGCUCUAUGUGGAUCGGUGCUGUAUCAGUUUCAGGAAAUGAUACUGAUUCUUGCAGGAGAUAAUCCAAAUAUAGAACCCAUAUGGAAGGACUCCUUUUAGAAAUAAACAAUAUGGUAAGGCAAUAUCUGUUAUUUGUGGCUAGAACAGCAGAAAUAUUUUUUGAGAGUAUUUAUUUUCAGUAAAACGGCCCAGUGUUUAGAACAUUUGCCUUGGAAGGUUCUGCUGUAGGCAGGACAGACCUGAUCUUUCAGAUUUUGACGCACGUUUGCGCCGGCAGUUCUGAAUUGACUUUUUGCAAUGGGUGACAUUUUUAAAUUAAAGUUUUAGUCCCAAUUAAUGCAGCUAUUUCAGUGUUUUGAAAUGCAUCGAAUAUAUUGAAACAAGUAUUUUCCUUCCUGACCUACAUAAACAAUGUUUUUUUUGUGUGUCUUUUUUUUUUUUUUUUUAAGAUUGUAGGCCAUACAUUUAUGUCAUCAUAGCUGCUCCUUAUGUGAGACUGACAGGGCCUUGUAUUUUGAAACUGACCUGUCUGUAUAAGCUAUGUUCUAGGUGAGGAGUGGGAAGGUUGCUCUUAAGUGCCAGUAUCUUUAAGAAUAUGAAUAAUAAUAAAAUUACAAAAAUGAAAAUCC